Molecule: messenger RNA, 1852 nt
Organism: Argentina anserina (silverweed cinquefoil)
Lineage: Eukaryota; Viridiplantae; Streptophyta; Magnoliopsida; Rosales; Rosaceae
Exons: 4
Coding region: 8-1645 (545 amino acids)
Molecular function (GO): RNA binding
Source: RefSeq, a predicted model, not a curated record
GGCAAAGAUGAUAAGCACCGCAAAGCUUCCACCUUCCUCCGCCAAUUCCAUCUCUCUCUUCACCGCCACUCCUUCUCUCUCAUCCUCCUUCAAAACCCAGCUAUGCUUCUUUCCCACUUCCUCACUCUUCCUCUCCCGCGUCCACCUCACGCGCCACCGCCUCCCCGUCCUCCGCGCCCAGAAGAGCCGCAAGUUCGGCCUCCAGUCCGUGCGGAAGAAGCGCAAGGGCGGCAACAAGCUCCUCGAAAUCGACGACGACUCCGAUGAUGACGAGGCGGACGGCGGAGGAGAUGAGGCGCUGGAAUUGGGACUCGGCGGCGGUGACGACGACGACGACGACGAAGGUCUCCUGGUGCCGUUCGGGGAGAUGAAGAAGUGGCUGGAGAAGAAGCCACGUGGAUUCGGCGAAGGCAAAGUUUACGAUACUCCGAUUGAGGACAAAUUGCUUGAGGAAUUACAGGCGCAGGCUGAGACUGCAGCUAAGGUCAAAAACGACGCCGUAAAGGCCAAUGUUCAGCCUAAGAAGAAAGCUGAUGAGGUGGUUGUUCCGGCUGGAGUGAGGGUGAGGGUGACAAACCUGCCCAAGAAGAAGAAUGUGCACCGGGAUUUGACUGCGGCGUUUAAGAUGGUGCCGGGUUUGCUGAGCAUAAACCCGGCUGUGACUGGGAACAAGAAGACUAAGGACCCUGUUUGCAAGGGGUUUGCUUUUGUGCAUUUCAAGACUGAGAAGGAUGCAGCUAGGUUUGUGGAAACAUUUUCUUCGCAGAGUAUUACAUUUGGGAAAGUUCAGAAGGAGAUAAAAUGUGAGGUGGUUGCUUCAGCGGAUUCUGAUGUGGAACAAUCUAAACCUACUCCUCGACCAGCUGGUCCUCGACUACGUGCUCUUAAACCUGUAACAGUUAACCAUACUGUCCGUGGUUCUAAAUUGGCAACAGAUCCUGCUCCUAAAACGUCAUCCAGUAGCUCUACUAAUUCACAACUUAUCGUGUCUGCAUUUGGAGACCAGGAAGUGGAUUCUGACUUGGAUGAUUCUUCCCUGGACACACUGGCAGAGAAUGUUUCUGAUGAAUAUGAUGGCUCUGAUGUUGAAAUUCUUGAACCAGAACUGGAAGAUUUCAUGGAGAAUCUUAAAAAGUCAGGAGACUAUCUUGAUGCUCAACUGACAGCUGCAUUUGGAGAUGAGGAGGUGGAUUCUGACUUGGAUGAUGUUACUAUGGACACAAUGGAUGAGACCGUCUCUGAUGAGGAAUAUGAAGGCCCUGAUGUUGUGAUUCUUGGACCAGAACAGGAAGAAUAUAAGGAGAAUCUGCAAACUUCCUCUGUGGCAGACCUAAAUGGUGGAGACAACAAUAUCAUUGAAUUAACAACAGAGUCGGAGUCUUUAGCUGAGACGUCAACCUCAAAGCAGUUAGUUGAUAAGAGUAAAGAAGAGAAGGCGCCUCGCAAAAAGCAAGCUGUGAAAACGAAAGUAGAAGGGACUCCUAAGAAGAAGAAGGUAACUGUGAAAGAAAAGGCACCCAAAGUUCCAAAGUUGGUCAUCCCUGGGUCUUCCAAGAGGUUAAAGGUCAAGGAGAAGGCUGUUCUUACCGAUGUGUUCUCAAAAUAUGGAUUAAACCCUGCUUUGGCUUCAACUGAAGAUAGUUAGGCAGUACGGAUCGAGGCCUUUGUAAUCUUUUUGUGUGUCUCAACUCUCAACUAGGAGUUGGAUCCUGCGUUGGCUUCAAAGGAAGAUAGUUAGGCAGUAACGAGGCCAAUGUAAAUCUUUGGUCAACCUGACACAAUUAGCAUCAACAUGGAGAGUAGCUGUAUAACGCAUUAAGCAAGUGAAUGAAUGAAUGUGUUUUCACCAACC